Messenger RNA from Nomascus leucogenys (northern white-cheeked gibbon), 2600 nucleotides. The record is from RefSeq and is a predicted model, not a curated record. NCBI's taxonomy places the organism in Eukaryota, Metazoa, Chordata, Mammalia, Primates, Hylobatidae.
AGCAGGAGGGCCUAAAUCGUCUGAGCCCUCCUUGGCUCUUACAAUGCUCACUUGUUUUCACAGUGCAGCAAAAUGAAAUGCCUUAGAAAAAGAGUAACAUUCCAGAAAACGGUGUAAUUUAUUUUUCUUCCUUAAUUGCCCCAUCUGUGGAGGAUUUCUUUGCUGAACACCACGUCAAAGGGAUCUUCUGCAUUUAAAAUAGAAGAGGCAUCAUGCUGAAGAGGGAGGGGAAGGCCCGACCUUACACUAAAACCCCGGAUGGAGGAUGGGGAUGGAUGAUUGUGAUUCAUUUUUUCCUGGUGAAUGUGUUUGUGAUGGGGAUGACCAAGACUUUUGCAAUUUUCUUUGUGGUCUUUCAAGAAGAGUUUGAAGGCACCUCAGAGCAAAUUGGUUGGAUUGGAUCCAUCAUGUCAUCUCUUCGUUUUUGUGCAGGUCCCCUGGUUGCUAUUAUUUGUGACAUACUUGGAGAGAAAACUACCUCCAUUCUUGGGGCUUUCCUUGUUACUGGUGGAUAUCUGAUCAGCAGCUGGGCCACAAGUAUUCCUUUUCUUUGUGUGACUAUGGGACUUCUACCUGGUUUGGGUUCUGCUUUCUUAUACCAAGUAGCUGCUGUGGUAACUACUAAAUACUUCAAAAAACGAUUGGCUCUUUCUACAGCUAUUGCCCGUUCUGGGAUGGGACUGACUUUUCUGUUGGCACCCUUUACAAAAUUCCUGAUAGAUCUGUAUGACUGGACAGGUGCCCUUAUAUUAUUUGGAGCUAUCGCAUUGAAUUUGGUGCCUUCUAGUAUGCUCUUAAGACCCAUCCACAUCAAAAGUGAGAACAAUUCUGGUACUAAAGAUAAAGGCAGCAGUUUGUCUGCACAUGGUCCAGAGGCAUGUGCAACAGAAACACACUGCAAUGAGACAGAAGAGUCUACCGUCAAGGACAGUACUACGCAGAAGGCUGGACUACCUAGCAAAAAUUUAAUAGUCUCACAAAAUCAAAGUGAAGAGUUCUACAAUGGGCCUAACAGGAACAGACUAUUAUUAAAAAGUAAUGAAGAAAGUGAUAAGGUUAUUUCGUGGAGCUGCAAACAACUCUUUGAUAUUUCUCUCUUUAGAAAUCCUUUCUUCUACAUAUUUACUUGGUCUUUUCUCCUCAGUCAGUUAGCAUACUUCAUCCCCACCUUUCACCUGGUAGCCAGAGCCAAAACACUGGGGAUUGACAUCAUGGAUGCCUCUUACCUCGUUUCUGUAGCAGGUAUCCUUGAGACGGUCAGUCAGAUUAUUUCUGGAUGGGUUGCUGAUCAAAACUGGAUUAAGAAGUAUCAUUACCACAAGUCUUACCUCAUCCUCUGCGGCAUCACUAACCUGCUUGCUCCUUUAGCCACCACAUUUCCACUACUUAUGACCUACACCAUCUGCUUUGCCAUCUUUGCUGGUGGUUACCUGGCAUUGAUACUGCCUGUACUGGUUGAUCUGUGUAGGAAUUCUACAGUAAACAGGUUUUUGGGACUUGCCAGUUUCUUUGCUGGGAUGGCUGUCCUUUCUGGACCACCUAUAGCAGGCUGGUUAUAUGAUUAUACCCAGACAUACAAUGGCUCUUUCUACUUCUCUGGCAUAUGCUAUCUCCUCUCUUCAGUUUCCUUUUUUUUUGUACCAUUGGCCGAAAGAUGGAAAAACAGUCUGACCUGAAAGAAAGAAGACUGCAAUCAAGUGAGAGCUUAAUGAAAGAAAACCUAAACUGAUAUGUCAUUGGAAACGAAAGCUUGAAAGAAAUGCAUCUACAUUUGUAACAUGAGAAGGAAAACAAUUUUUUUUUUUUGAGACGGAGUCUCGCUCUUUUGCCCAGGCUGGAGUGCAGUGGCGCAAUUUUGGCUCACUGCAAUCUCCGCCUCCUGGGUUCAAGCGAUUCUCCUGCCUCAGCCUCCCAAGUAGCUGGGACUACAGGCACACACCACCACACCCAGCUAAUUUUUUGUAUUUUUAGUAGAGACGGGGUUUCACCAUGUUAGCCAGGAUGGUCUCCAUCUCCUGACCUCGUGAUCCGCCCGCCUUGUCCUCCAAAGUGCUGCACCUUUCCAGGUUGCAGGCAUGAGCCACUGAGCGUGGCCAACCAGAUAAGUUUUUAAGGUUCCUUCUUGCUUUAGCAUUCUGAGAAAUGUCUAAUUGGUAGUAAGACAAGAGUAAUAGCAACCUGUAUUGUUAGUAUUUAAUCAAAUAGGCUAAAAUUUUAAUCAGGCACCUUAUAUAUUAAAUAGAAAUUGGAAUGUACCAUAAUAAAUCCAAACUCUCAAUUACACCAUGGUAAUUCAGUCACUAAAAUAUGUAAGGAUAGAAAAUUUUUUCUUAAUUUAAAGAAGUGUGAAACACAGCCAUUGAUUGAUCAGAAUUCUGGAAUCUGAAUAUUAAAACCUUACUUAGUGACUGGAAUGGUAUAUGCUCCCUCCAAAAGUUUAUCUUUGUUUAUUAAUCAAAGGUAAUCCUUACUUUCUUUGUAUUACUUAGGUUCUUAAUUAAAGGUAAUCCUUACUUUCUUUGUAUUACUGAGGUUCUUAAAUUUCUAUGAUAAACAUGUAUGGCUAAAUAAUAAAAAGCAUAUAAAAAUUGCUUUAAAAA